This is a messenger RNA of Ictalurus punctatus (channel catfish), 1258 nucleotides long. It is a transcript of the gene eef1akmt1, whose product is annotated as EEF1A lysine methyltransferase 1. Lineage: Eukaryota; Metazoa; Chordata; Actinopteri; Siluriformes; Ictaluridae. The record is from RefSeq and is a predicted model, not a curated record. Gene Ontology annotation, biological process: methylation. Bases 334 to 999 code for a protein of 221 amino acids. The transcript has 4 exons. Gene Ontology annotation, molecular function: nucleic acid binding; protein-lysine N-methyltransferase activity.
CCGUACUUCGCCAAACACGUGGAGGAAACAAACAUGGCGGACAUGCUGCAAGUCUGACGGGUAGCAUGUGACACUCAUAUGGCUGAUAUCGUUUUCUUUCUUUUCUUUCCUCCCCCCUUCAUUUCCGGUAGGAUAUUUGGCACAUUUAUAAUAUUGUCAAUCACUAAAUUGACACUUAAUCAGCAGAAUCCGGAUUGUUUUAUAUAAAUAAAUAAAUGAAUAAAUAAAUACGCAGCAGUGUUGAGUGGCCAGGGCUAGAUGACUGCUGAGCACUGACUGUCACUGAAGUGUGCAGGUAUCUGUAGAGGUUCCUUUAGGGUUCUUCACUCCAUCAUGAAUCACCGUGAUGGUGGUGAUGAUGAUGAUGAUGAUGUGCCCCAGCUCUCGGCUGCUGCUCUGGCGGCUCUGCAGGAGUUUUACGCGGAGAAUGGAGCUGGACCCUCGGCUCUGAGAGACAGCUACACCGUGGGGGCCAUUAAGGAGGACUGGCGGAUGAGCCAGUUCUGGUACAGUGAUGAGACGGCCACACGGCUGGCUGAGGAAGCCAUACAGCAAGCAGGAAAACAGGGGAGAAUAGCAUGCAUCAGUGCUCCCAGUGUCUACCAGAAGCUGAAGCAGCUGGAAUCCGAGAACGUGGAUGGGUCUCGCCGCGUGUCGGCCGUGCUACUCGAGUUUGACCGUCGAUUCGCUGCAUACGGUGAUGAGUUCAUCUUCUAUGACUACAACAACCCGCUGUGUUUGCCUGAAGAUGUCCUCCCGCAGAGCUUCGAUAUCGUGGUUGCAGACCCUCCGUACUUGUCUGAGGAGUGCCUGAGCAGGGUGGCACUCACAGUGAAAUACCUCACCAAGAGGAAAAUCCUGCUGUGCACAGGAGCUGUUAUGGAAGAGCAUGCAGGAAAACUCAUGGAUGUGAAGAUAUGCCGUUAUCUACCCAAACAUAAUCACAACCUCGCGAAUGAAUUCAGGUGUUAUGUUAACUAUGAGUCAGGUCUCCUCUAGGCUUGGAGUGGAACUUUAAAGUACAGCCAGUUACGGACUGUUGAGAAUUCAGACAGCUUGAUUUGUCUUUAUUAUGGGAUCAUUUUGUCUGGAUUACCAUAUUUGGGUGGUGUGAUAUUUUCGUGCCUGACCAGCUUUCUUUUUUUUUCAUUUUUUAAACAUGGUUUAAUCACGAUUAACAUGAAUUGUACAACCUCAAAUCCAAAAAAGUUGGGACGCUGUGUAAAAUGUAAAUAAAAUGAUUUGCAAAUCUCAUAAA